UGAUGACACAUUCAGUGUGUCAAAAUGUCAACAAUGACCUUACGUGGUUUUUUGUUAUUAGAGUUUAGAAAUAAUAUUGCAAUAUACGAUGAAAUCUAAAACUUUUACAGUCAUUACAGAGAUUUUAUCGGUAAACAUAUGCUACAGUGAACGACGCAAUCAUGUUAUUCAUAGGUAGGACAAACAAAACCGAAAAAAUGAAGUGCGGUUGUAAUUGGAAAAUCAACACAAAAAUGAUCGUAGAUAGAUGUAAAACUGUGCUAAUAUUAUCAAGUUUGGUGUGUACGAUAUCAGUUAUAAUAGCGCUGCACAAAUUGUUAAAUUACGAAGUGAAAUUAGCGAAGCCAUUUGCCCCCAUACCUGAUGGUUUGUAUGGUACUUAUUUGGAACCUAUUUCUGAAGAGAAUCCGGCUCCGCCCCCACUGAGAUCAUUUGACAAAACUCGCGAUGCCGAAGCAGUUGUUUCCCUAAACGCUGCUUUAGAAAUGAAAAAGGUAGGCAAAGAUGACAAAGCAUUGAAAUUGUUUCAACAUGCUUUCGCCUUAUCUCCGAAACACCCCGACAUACUCAACCACUACGGUGAGUUCUUAGAAGAUACGAAGAAAGAUGUGGUCAAGGCUGACCAGCUUUAUACUUUAGCUUUAACAAAUUAUCCUGAGCAUACUGGAGCUUUAGAGAACAGGCAGCGCACUGCCAGCAUAGUGGAGAACUUAGACAGAGAGAUGCUACGAAAGAUUGAUGAGAAGAGAGAUGCACUACUAUCUAUACCUGAAAGUAACUCAGCUUUAAGGAGAGCAAAGAAAGAAGCAUACUUCCAGCACAUUUACCACACUGUUGCCAUUGAAGGAAAUACUAUGACACUGCAGCAGACCAGAAGUGUUUUAGAGACUAGAAUAGCAGUAUCAGGGAAAAGUAUAGAUGAGCAUAAUGAAAUCUUAGGUCUAGACGCAGCAAUGAAGUACAUUAAUUCCACACUGCUGUACAGAUUACGUGCAAUCACGAUGGGUGAUAUACUAGAGAUUCACAAAAGGGUAUUGGGUCAUGUGGACCCUAUUGAGGGAGGUCAGUUCAGGAGAACACAGGUGUAUGUUGGUGGGCACAUACCACCGGGACCCUCAGAAAUACAGAGGCUGAUGAUACAGUUCUUGGAAUGGUUGAACUCUGAAGAUGCUCUCGACUUGCAUCCUGUUAGAUAUGCAGCGCUUGCCCACUACAAACUAGUUCACAUACAUCCAUUCAUAGACGGUAACGGCCGCACGUCCAGACUUCUGAUGAAUUUGCUGCUGAUGCAGGCAGGGUACCCACCGGUGAUCAUUGCUAAGCAGCAUCGGCAUCUGUACUACCAGCACUUGCAGACUGCCAACGAGGGUGAUGUCAGACCUUUUGUUCGAUUCAUAGCACAAUGUACGGAGCGAACUCUAAACUUGUAUCUAUGGGCAACCAGCGAGUACUCGCACAUGGUUCCCGCUAUCGGGGAUCCACAUAUACUUACCGGCGAAGGCUUCGAAGAUGACAUGCUGUGAAAACUGGUACGGGGAAAAACGGUAACAGUGACUGUCACUACUGAACCCAAAAUUGCCAUGGCUAGUAUUGGUUCUUUAGGUUAAGUAGGAAAUUCAACUGUGACUUUAGAACAUGUAACUUUUGUGUGAAAUUCUUAAUUCAAUCGUUUUUUUUUUUUGGUUCAAAAUAUCGCGUUUUUUAUCAGGAUUAGAGAAUUACUGAUUUGUAAAAUAAAUGCAAAAAUUAUGUUCCAUGUUGUAUUAUACUGUUCUUUAGAGUAUUCUUUGUAAAUAUAACCCUUGUGGUGCAUUUCAAAUUGUAAAUAAGUGUUAUGUUAGUGAUGUUUUCUUCCAUUGUGCUAACACGCCUGCUGGCAGGUGACUAGUGGCCCUUUACACGGAUUGUUUAGCUAUUUGUUUCAUAUCCAGUAUUGUAAAAAGAAUAUAACUUAUGACGAACUUCUAUACAAUGCCUUAAGUCCAAAUUGAGGGAAAUAGUUGAUAGUUCAUAAGUUUACUAUAAAUGAUGGGCGAGCAAUUUCAACACAGCAUACUUACUACUCUAAUUUUUUAUUGAAGCAGAAUGUAAUGUAAGGCAUUGUUUAUAGGCAAAUUAAAUAAAGUUUAAAUUACUUUAGCUAACUUACGCUCAUAAAAGGGCCAUGACAAGUUAUUAAUGUGUACUAAAUUAACUAAAACCAAAGAAAUGUAUAACUUUGUAAAAUUUACUUGCAGGAUAGAGAUUAUGUGCUAGCAGCAUUUACGUAGUUGUAGAAAUGUGAUCUUAUACUUUUGGCACAGGCAAGAAUAAGUGCUUCCACGACUAUUACAAAAUAACUUUUAUACCGACAUUUUCAUUAAUUGUAAAGCCAUCAAGCUGCGAUAACUUUGUUACAGGAAAACAAACAGGUUUUUAAAACUCCACCUAAAUUGUAAAUAUUCACAAAAAUCACUAGGAAUAUGCUGUGAUAAUUGAUUAUUUAUUUAUUAUUUUCUAAUUAGAAUGCACAAAUUUUCCGGUGAAGGAAGACUAGAUGAAAAUUGUUAAUUUAUUUUGUGUAGGAUUAGUAUUUAGAAUGUAUUCAACUGUAAGUUGAUACACGAAGCGCUAUUUAGCAUGUUUCUAAAUUUUAAUAAAUUCUUUAAAAUUGUUCUUUGCCAUAAUAUUAAGUUGAACAUUAACUAAAAAUUGCGUUGAAAUUAUUUUAUUUAAAUGUUUUUUUUAAUAUUUUUUAUUUACGCAAUGUAAUAAAUUACAACGCGCCCUUCCGCCUAAUUAAAAAAAAUAUUCUAGAAUAUUUCUAAUGUACCAUAAUGCUAAGGGCCGAUGUGAUGUUAUCAUUCAUUACUUUACCAAUGAUGUGUGUAUCCAAAAAUAUUACCAGCAGUUGCAAUUUUAGAAGAGAAUACAGUCAUGAAUUUUCGAGGAACUUUUUGAUUUAUUUCGGUCUUGAGGUCAACUCAACUUUUUAUUUUCCACGAGUUGCAACUGGCUGGUGAUGACCUUUAUAAAUCAAAAAAUAACAUGAAUUAUCCCAAUUAUGUACUUAUGUGGUUUGUGUUGUCUUCCAGUAUUUAUGUGCGACUAUUUAUUUGCAUUUCCAUGAUACCAGUACAAACUUGCUCUAAAUAUAGAAGCUAAGUUCUUUGAA
Molecule: messenger RNA, 3154 nt
Organism: Helicoverpa armigera (cotton bollworm)
Lineage: Eukaryota; Metazoa; Arthropoda; Insecta; Lepidoptera; Noctuidae
Gene: Fic
Product: Fic domain-containing protein
Exons: 3
Coding region: 162-1523 (453 amino acids)
Molecular function (GO): protein binding
Source: RefSeq, a predicted model, not a curated record